AUGCUGACCAUUCAGGCAAUCCUCUUUUACAUACCACGCCUCAUCUGGCAGGCACAAGCCUCCGGGCGCCUCGGCAUCGAUAUCAGCAAACUGAUUCGCUUCUUGCAUGCCGCCAACUCGAGCGAUUCACUUGUGAAUAGGGCUGCUCUGAUCCAACAAACAUCGUAUCAGUUGUACCAUCUGGCUCGGGUGUCAUGGCGCCCCAGUCGUUCUGACGUUGCUACCAACGUCAGUCUACGAAGCAAACUGCACGACUUCCCAGUUUGGCUGUGCGAAAUACCGUUUCGAGGGCGCAUAGUGGUCAACUAUCUCUUCAUCAAGCUGCUUUAUCUGGGCAACGCGAUCGGUCAACUGUACCUGAUCAACCGAUUCCUCGGGUUCGACUGUAUGGAGCACUCGAUGCUUCUGUUGGGCCAAUUAUGGUAUCCAGACUUGCGCAAGCAACGUCAGCUGCUCAACAAUCUUCACUUUCCCGUGCUGACCAGCUGUGAAAUACCGGUUCGGAUGACCGGAGAGAGAAGCGUCCGACUAGUGGCUCAGUGUGCAAUGCAGAUUAACACCUUCAAUGAGAAGAUGUUCGCAUUCCUCUACCUGUGGGCCUUACUCGUCUCCGCCAUAACUGCCGGCAGUCUUCUGCUUUGGCUGCUCCGGACUCUUCUCAGCCCUGUCUGCGGCUGUUUCCCGUACUUUUCCAGCCUGACAAGAUUUCAGUCCUGCAUUCUGCGAUCCGUAAAGAGGGAGGCUCGGAGAGGCGAACUUUUUCAGAAUGCAUUGAAAGGGAAGCCUUUGGCGCUGUCGCCUAACAGCCGUGUGUUUUUGCCGCAAAACGUCGACACUAUCCUGCCUUCCGACUUUGACGAAAGUGAAGAUGAUAUUCUUGUCAGGAUGGCACAUCCGAAGAAACCGAAAGAAAGUAGUGGAAAUGAAAAAGAAGAG
Messenger RNA from Protopolystoma xenopodis, 936 nucleotides. Lineage: Eukaryota; Metazoa; Platyhelminthes; Monogenea; Polystomatidea; Polystomatidae. The record is from the annotation of a GenBank genome assembly.